Drosophila novamexicana is the source of this 1366-nucleotide messenger RNA. RefSeq names its product thioredoxin-related transmembrane protein 1. Lineage: Eukaryota; Metazoa; Arthropoda; Insecta; Diptera; Drosophilidae. The record is from RefSeq and is a predicted model, not a curated record. Bases 167 to 1162 code for a protein of 331 amino acids. The transcript has 4 exons.
UUACACAUCUCUACUGUGUCGGACCGGACAGCCCAGCGUCCGCAAUUUCUACGUUUAAACAUAGAAAAAAGUGUUUUAAACAAAGGGAAAUAAUUGUGAAAAUUUAGCUUAAAUAAAACCGAAAUUAAAUACGUUUUAGCCAAAAUAUACAGUUCACAUUGCAAAAAUGCAUUGUACUCCAGCCAUUUUGGCCGCGUCAUGUGUCAUCGUCACGCUGCUCGCUGCACAGUCCGCUGCCGACCGCUCGUCGACGGCGACCAAAAAAGUUUUGCAGCCAGAUGGAAAUCUAAUCGAAUUGGAUGAGGAUAACUGGCAUUUAAUGCUAAAUGGCGAAUGGAUGAUUGAAUUUUUUGCUCCUUGGUGCCCAGCCUGCAAAAAUCUGGCACCUGUUUGGGAACGCUAUGCUAGCACAGCUAAAGAUGUUAAAGUGCAUGUGGCCAAGAUCGAUGUAACCACAUCGCCAUCGCUGAGCGGACGCUUCUUUGUCACCGCCUUGCCCACGAUCUAUCACGUCAAGGAUGGCGAAUUCCGGCAAUAUCGUGGCGCACGUGAUGCCGAUGCUCUGUUGUACUUCCUCAAGAAGAAGUCCUGGCAGAGCAUUGAGCCGUUGUCCUCGUGGAAAAAGCCCGACACCAUACACAUGUCCCUGCUAUCAUACUUCUUCAAGCUGUCGCAUACAUUGAAGGACUUCAACGCGCGCCUGCAGGAGGAAUAUGGUCUGCCCACCUGGGGCUCUUAUGCUCUGUUUGCCAUUGCCACAAUUUUUGUGGGCGCCGCCCUUGGCUUGAUGCUCGUAUGCAUCGUGGACUUUGUUUAUCCGCCAAAGAAAUCGCAGCGUCAAAGCUUCUCCGAAUCGCAGGAGCAUCUAGCCGAGGGCGUUGAGGACUUGGCCACCGAGGAUAUUGAAGACGAUGAAGAGGAAGGUGGCGAUGACGAGGAAAAAAACAGCGAGGAAGCCGACGAAGAUGAGGAGGAUGAAGCAGCUGAAGUGGAUGCAGAGCAAAUCAAGCAAGGAAAUGGCGAUAAAUUGGAGGACAAGUCGACAGAAAAUAAAGCUGACAAAAUAGAAACUACAAGCUCAGCUGGCGAUGAGGUGCCCGAACUAUCAGAUAAACCCAGCACAGAGCAGGUGCGCAAGCGCAAGCCACGCAAGGCGGAUUAACCUGUGGAGCGGUUCAGCGACGAGAAGGAUGGCAACAAAAAAGACUAACCUAACAUUACACAAUAAACAAACACAAGCAAACAAACGAAAAGAAACUGUAACAAUAGAGGAGAGGAUUCUGCAAAUUGUUGCUAUUGUAUUACGAGCCUGUUUUUAAUUGUUUAAUUUCGCGCACAAUAUAAGCAAAUUUGUCGCAUUUGAAAA